AGCGUUUAUUUUCGAGCGCAGAGAGACGCGCCGGUCUUGUCAGCGUGGCCGAAGGGCGCUACAGCAGUAGCCAGUAAAUUCUACACGCUCAUCGCGGGUGUGCAAAUUUACACACCGGGUACAACAGUUGAGAAUGAGGGCUCUUUCCCACUCUCCUCCUCCAUCUCCGCUUCUGCGAGAGUGGCGAGGAGUCCAUCUCAAGGCUUCGAUAACUUCGAUUCGCAUAACAACCUUCUCCGUUUCUCCAGUUUUCUCCUCCGCCGAUUGUGCGUGCGACCAGCAAACAAUCCCCACACGCUCUUUCUCGUGCUACGUCCCGUCGGCGCGCGUUUUCCGAACUGGCUGAACGUGUUCGCUCUAUCUUUGGCCGGUGCGAACAACAUCGGCGCCGACUACGAAAGGAGGCGUGAGCUGCCAGAGCAUCCGAAGGUCCGUUUGACGGUGCGACAUCGCAGAACCCGAAACACGCGACAUCGGGAGCUUCUUGAUGAUAAACGCGCGCAACGGACGACCGAACCACGACUUCGGGAGUGGUGACUGCGGUGGCAACAACGACAACCCUUCCACCGGCAUGAUACUGUGCAUCUUCAACUGGCUCCUCUUCAGCGUCGAGCUCGCACGCUUGUUCGUCGGCUCGCGCUGGCGUCGGCCGAGUCUUCUCUACCGCACCCUCGUGCCCAAGUCGAGGAAGGACGUCUCGAACAGUGUAGUAGUCGUAACGGGAGCCGCUCGAGGUCUGGGACGCGAGAUAGCGUGCUCGUUCGCCAACCUGGGAGCCAAGGUUGUGCUACUCGACAUCGAUCAGGCACGCAACAAUGAACUGGCCAAGACAAUCCGGGCAUCGGGCGGGAAGGGAUUCUCGUUCACUUGCGACGUCACCGACGAGGACCAAGUGAAGAACACUGCGCAGAAGAUCGGCCGGCUCAUCGGAGAUGUGGACAUUCUGGUGAACAAUGCGGGCAUCGCUCAGGCCAUGCCCAUCCUUAACAUGAACCCAAACCAGGUCCGUCGCACCAUGGAAGUCAACACCCUGUCCCACUUCUGGAUGAUCCAGGAGUUCCUCCCCAAGAUGCUUGAGCGCAAGCAGGGACACAUCGUGGCGGUCUCUUCUCUCGCUGGGCUGGUGGGAGCAGCAAACUACACCGAAUAUUGCGCAUCGAAAUUUGCGGUGAUGGGCCUAAUGAUGUCGCUGGAGCGAGAGCUUUCGCAAACCGAGGCAGGACGAGCCAUCCGGCUGACCACCAUCUGCCCCGCCGUGCUGUCCCACGGUUUCUCCAACAUGGGACUGCCCUACCUGAGUGCAUGGUUCCCCCGAAUCUUUCCCCCGGUGGAUGCCAAGGUGGCGGCCCGUGCUGUUGUCAGCCGGGUGCUCCGAGACCAGGAGCUGAUCAUUCUGCCAGAGAGUUUCAACCUCAUCAUCAAGCUUUCCCUUAUUCUUCCCCACAGUGUGGGCAAGAUCGUGCAGGAGUACCUUGACUACAUGGUGAACCCCAUGACCGAUGGUGGCACAGUCUUUUGAUGAGCCUUGACCGCCUGUCGUCUCCCUCGCCUCUGGAGCUCGCACAUUUGAAGUUUAAGGGUCGACAAUGGCAGCGGAGAGAGGUAGAGUGCACACACAUAGAGCGUCACUUUGCGCGUGCUCUCCUUCUGUCGAUUGUCGUUGUCUCAUGCUUUACAUUUCUGACAUGCUAAACCAACACGCCCAGUCCACCAUUCUCACUUCAGGGCUCAGUCUUGAAGUCGCCAAGUCUCGACUCAGCUCGGCUGGGCCAGCUGCAACCUCACUCUACACACCGCCGUUCUCCACGUUCUCCGCUUGAAGGGCUUUACUUUGAGUCAUAGAAGGUACGGAAAUUUUGCAUUUGCUGGCUGUAGACCACUUCCAGAGCCAAUGUUCGCGAUUUUUCGCUGAAAACAAGUUUACUGUAGACACAUGUCUCAAUCGCAGGUGCAAACACCAACGAACGCAGCUAUGCCACUUGGUUUUGAGUUUUCGAACCUACAGACGAACCUUUGUUGCAGCUACUGGCAAUCCCUCCAGAACCUUAUCACUUCGGAGGGAUUGCUAGUAGUAGUACUACUCAGUUGAAAAAAUGUGGUGUGGCUGGCCUUGCUGGAAACUGAAGACAACAAGUAGACUCGCAUAGCAUGUGGGUUCAUAUGUUAACGUUUCACGUUUGAAUGUUAAAUGUUUUUACUUUCUUUACUCCGCAAACGAUUUUCCUCUUUGAAGCAUUUGUUUGUUUUUAGAGAUUAUGCCCAGAUCCAUCAUGUGUUGUUGGGCAACUGCAAGCAGAGGUGUGUUACUGACAAACUUCUGAUUUCUUGUACUAUAUGUGAUUUCUAGCACUUCAGGUGAAUUUUUUGACGGCUGCCUUGUCUCCUCAGCCUUCAGACGUCUCCAGUUAUGGUGUCCCAUUUUUAUUGUUUAAUUAAGAAGUGAUGCAUAUAAGGUAGUCAUAUAGGUAUUUCUCGUUGCCACAGCGUUAUGCAGCUGGCUUGAGGCACUAGCAUUGUUAUAAGGCAGCUCAGGAAACAGAGCACCAACAUGUAGCUCAGGAAAGCUUGCUCUGUAUGCAGGUCUCCAAGAAGUGCACAGAAGGUUCACAUGUAUUAUAUAUAGUUAUGUUACUUUAUAUGAAGCACUUAACAAAUCCAGUUGAUAAAUUUUAGUACCAUCAUCAUUUGUGGAUUGAGAGUUGUCCAUAUAUUAGUAUUAUUUUCACAUCUUGUUUUGCGUGGCAUAGGAACUGCCUUUGCCUCUUUGUCAGACUCAACUGCUCAGUCUAGCGGUUCUAGCUCAACUUCAGUGUUUGGCAUAGAGCAUUGCCUGUGGUAUUGUAAAUUGCGUUUCGUUCUGUAUCAUCACUCUGGGU
This is a messenger RNA of Rhipicephalus microplus (southern cattle tick), 2876 nucleotides long. Its product is annotated as short-chain dehydrogenase/reductase family 16C member 6. Gene Ontology annotation, cellular component: lipid droplet. Gene Ontology annotation, molecular function: oxidoreductase activity, acting on the CH-OH group of donors, NAD or NADP as acceptor. Lineage: Eukaryota; Metazoa; Arthropoda; Arachnida; Ixodida; Ixodidae. The record is from RefSeq and is a predicted model, not a curated record.